UUAAAUAUAGAUAAAAUCCUUAAAAUGUGAAUGAAUUUAAUGGUGAUGAUCAAGCUGUAAAUUGAUCGGAUUAGUUGAUUGACAAUUAAUUUAAAUUAAAACAAAGCAAAUUCAAUAUUGAUAUAUAUUUAAAAAGAAGAAGACGACGACGAGGAAGAAGAAGAAAUCUAUGUAAUUAUAUGAAAAUGCCAUCGAAAUUAAUCUAUGAAAUCGUUGAAAAUGAUAACAAUAUAGAAGCUCAAUUAAAUUGUUCUGAUGAAAUUACUGAAGUAUUGAACUCAUCAGAUUGUAUACAAAAAGAUAUAUUAACUAAAACCUUACAUAAUAAUGGAAAUAAUAAAAACCAAAUAAAGCAUAAAACAAAUCAAUCAUUAAAGAAUGAGGAAGGAAUUAGAAGCUUUUUUAUAUCUAAUCAAUUAUGGAUUGUUACUUUGUUAAUUCUAAUUAUCGUAAUUGUUAUUGCAUUAUUAUCUGUUUGGUUUGGAAUUGUAAAUUGUAAGUCCAAAUUAUCUGGUGUAGAUAUUGUUAAAGUACCAGGUGGUAGUCAAGGCAAGUAA
Molecule: messenger RNA, 557 nt
Organism: Schistosoma haematobium
Lineage: Eukaryota; Metazoa; Platyhelminthes; Trematoda; Strigeidida; Schistosomatidae
Exons: 1
Coding region: 180-557 (125 amino acids)
Source: RefSeq, a predicted model, not a curated record